UUUAACGGAAAUUUGUUCAUUUGGAUGUGAAUGUUUAAGUGGUAUUUAAUUUAGUGUAAACAGAAUCACAAUGCUGGACAUUGAAAGUAUUGUUUUAAAAAAUAUUUCUUACCUCCAUGCAAGGGAUCCUAGUAUUUUGGCUUGGAAUAGACACUGCUUGGAUGAGGUUAGGAUAAACUUGGCCGAUGAAUUAUUAAAUGAUAAUACUAGAGAAAACUCUGGAGAUCAAAAACCAGAAGAACACAACCUUCAAGUAUUUUUAAGGAUAAAAGAUGGCAUUCCCUUUGAAAACCUGUACAGCAUCGAUGGAGACAACUUAAUUUGUAAUGUGCCGGAUGGGUCCCGCGCACUCAGAAACAUAAAGGAAGGCGAGUCGAUGACCAAAAUGUAUUCUUUCACAAAAAUCUUCAACCCUCAAAUAAAACAGAUCGAAAUAUUUAACAGUAUCGUAAGAGCUAAAAUGUUAGGUUUCAUUAAUGGAAGAAAUUCCACUCUUCUCGCAUACGGCGCUUCCGGUUCUGGUAAAACGUUUACUAUUGUGGGCACCGCUGAGGAACCAGGUGUAAUACCGAGAGCGCUGGAAUACGUAUUCAGGACGAUACCUCAGUUACAAGAGGCACCAAAAGUUAUUCCCAUGCCCAACGGAGAUGUGAAGUAUAUAGACGAACAGAUGGUCCAAAUGGAAAGAUUGCAGAAGUCUGCAAUCCUCAAUGCCACCCUUAUUGACCGAACGACGCACAUUAAAACUUACAGGCAGAUGCAACAAAGGCUCAGUUCGGAAGUCGUGGCGGAAAUCGACGAUCUCGCCGACGUAUCCGUCAGCAUAUGGGUGAGCUUCGCGGAAAUAUACAACGAGAACAUCUACGACCUACUAAAAACGCCUCCACCGAGAGGGAAACAACGUCCUAGGCUACGUCUCGGCAACUCGAAAGAUGGCUGCUUCAUAAAAGACCUUACCAGCGUCCACGUAACGUCCGGGAUCGAGGCGUACCAGAUUCUCCAGUUCGGUCUUCAUAACCUCAAAUAUGCCGCCACUUCGGUGAAUUCCCAUUCCAGUAGGUCGCACUGCAUAUUUACAAUCAAAUUAAUCCAGGUCUCCGAGACGGACAAAGGAAUGUAUAUCAGCACCUUUAAUUUUUGCGACCUGGCCGGAUCGGAGCGUGUGAAAAAGACUAUGAACGUCGGCGAUAGACUGAAGGAAUCCAAUAACAUAAAUACCUCUCUGCUAGUUUUAGGUAAGAUAUACUUGUAUGUUUGUUUUAAAUGGUUUUAUGGGAGAGCAAUUCUGACUUUCCUGUUAAUUUUAAACGUAUUAAAAUUUUCGUCUUUAAUGCAACAAAGGCUCAGUUCGGAAGUCGUGGCGGAAAUCGACGAUCUCGCCGACGUAUCCGUCAGCAUAUGGGUGAGCUUCGCGGAAAUAUACAACGAGAACAUCUACGACCUACUAAAAACGCCUCCACCGAGAGGGAAACAACGUCCUAGGCUACGUCUCGGCAACUCGAAAGAUGGCUGCUUCAUAAAAGACCUUACCAGCGUCCACGUAACGUCCGGGAUCGAGGCGUACCAGAUUCUCCAGUUCGGUCUUCAUAACCUCAAAUAUGCCGCCACUUCGGUGAAUUCCCAUUCCAGUAGGUCGCACUGCAUAUUUACAAUCAAAUUAAUCCAGGUCUCCGAGACGGACAAAGGAAUGUAUAUCAGCACCUUUAAUUUUUGCGACCUGGCCGGAUCGGAGCGUGUGAAAAAGACUAUGAACGUCGGCGAUAGACUGAAGGAAUCCAAUAACAUAAAUACCUCUCUGCUAGUUUUAGGACGAUGUAUCAGCAACAUCAGAUCUGCCCAACAGCUAAAAGACAACCGAUUAAUACCAUUUCGUGAAUCGAAGCUCACACAAUUAUUUCAAAAAGCGUUGAUGGGUCUGGAGAAUAUCAUGAUGAUCGUGAAUAUCAACCCGUCACGUGACAUGUUCGACGAAUCACAGCACGUAUUGAAUUUCUCAGCUAUAGCGAAGGAAAUAUCGGUAGAUCAACCCAAAUUGACAAAGCCAAAGAAGAAGAAUCGAUUUUCUCUAUACAUGGAAGGUGGUGCCAUAGAGGAAGUCCAGGAGGAGGACGAAAAGGACAUCGAAAUGAACAGACUGAAAGAGAUUAUAUCGGAUUUGUACACGGAAAUCGAAAACAUGCGAAGGGAAUUCAAAAUCGAACAAAAAAUGGAAAGAGACUACAUAAUAUCUUCUUACAAAGAAUUCAUCGACAGAUUAACUCAGGACAAAGAUAGGGCCAUUAAUGAAGUGAAAAAAGAACUGGAGGAAGCGAAUAAACUCGUCAACUAUUACUCCAAUAUCCUAGACCAGGAGGACGUUAUAAGUGUGGACAGUUCCAGCGAAGAUGAGGAUUCACCAUCGAAACUUUUCAAGAAAGAGAAAGAGGACCUCGAAAAAAUUAUAUCGGAACAAAAUAGUGAAAUAAAUAACCUACGGGGCGAGCUCCGCGACGUGAGAUUUGAAAUGGAAAGGUUAGAAAAAGAGGUCCAAGUCGUGCCGAAAUUGAGAGAGAAUAUUAAGAAUUUAACGGAAGACCAGAGCAAUUUAAAAGUAACACUAAUAGAAGCCAAGGAGGCAUAUUCCGAGUUACAGUCAGAGAUACAGGAAGAGCAAGAUAAAAACAAAAAGUUGACGUCCGAGAACCUGCAGUUGAAAGAAAGAGUGGAAUACUUGGAGGAACAAUUAUCAUUAGCAAAUAUUUCCAACUAAAACUGCUAUUUUUUUAUUGAA
Messenger RNA from Anoplophora glabripennis (Asian longhorned beetle), 2770 nucleotides. Its product is annotated as kinesin-like protein subito. Gene Ontology annotation, molecular function: ATP hydrolysis activity; microtubule binding; microtubule motor activity. Bases 71 to 2749 code for a protein of 892 amino acids. NCBI's taxonomy places the organism in Eukaryota, Metazoa, Arthropoda, Insecta, Coleoptera, Cerambycidae. Gene Ontology annotation, cellular component: nucleus; microtubule; kinesin complex. The record is from RefSeq and is a predicted model, not a curated record. Gene Ontology annotation, biological process: microtubule-based movement. The transcript is spliced from 6 exons.